Linum trigynum is the source of this 2049-nucleotide messenger RNA. NCBI's taxonomy places the organism in Eukaryota, Viridiplantae, Streptophyta, Magnoliopsida, Malpighiales, Linaceae. The record is from the annotation of a GenBank genome assembly.
CAUUGCAUUAGAUUUUUUACUUGGACCAUGUGCAAUUGCAUAACUUUGCUCGUGACUCAAGUUCAUUACCGUGCAUACGAGUUUGGGAUGACAACUCCAUUUCGAAGGUUGUUAAAAAUGUUUACCGGUUAGGUGGGGUUGAUAGCAUCCAGGUAAAUACUAGACCAAAAUGUUCUUUUAUUAUUGUUGAAUAAGAUUCGGUAUCAUGCAUUGAUUUUUUACAUUUGAUAUAUCUAUGUAUGUAGGUGGGAUUUGGAAGAGAUCCUGCAAGCUGUUAUACAAUUGAGGUUGGAUUUUCAUCUGACUAUUUGUUUAUGUAAUUUUCAUCUUGGCAAUUUGUGUCAUUUUGUUUAUUUUUCAAACAGGAUGUUAGAGCAGAGAUGAUUGAACUGAAAAAGUGAGUUAAAAAAAGAAUCAGAGUUCACUAUGUCACAAUUAGGUGCUUUUAAGGUGGAAAUCUCAUCUUCAAUCACAAGUAAUGACAACAUUAGCUGCCAUUCAAAGUCAACUACAACAGGGAGUGGGAAACAAAAUCAAAGACCAUGAUUCUGUACCUGUUCCUGUUAAGAGCCAUAAAUUGAAUGAAUCGGCUUCGAAGAGUCCAGCAGGGGAAGCUGUCCCGUUUGAAAAGGGCAGGAGCAGUGUAAGCAAAGGAACUGAAGAUGAUUUUAAUUCAAAUGAGAAUUCAACUAAUCUAUAUGAUAAGUUGAAUAAUCUGAAGACGGAAGUGGAUAUGGUGGAGCUUUCUGAUGAUGCAAGUUCACCUAUAAAAUUAUCAGAAUUGAAGAAAAAGAAAAAGGAAAAAGUAGGAUUCGUGAAAUCUAAUAAUGAGAGCCCGUCUCAAAAUCUGAAGAAGAGAAAGGCAGAACAAGUUGAUGACGUCGAAUCAGAUUCAUUUGAGGCACUCAUGAAUCCCAAGGCUCAACCAAGAGAGAAUAAAAAGAUGGGACUUCGAGAUCCUCAAACUCUUAAAACUGGUCCUCUACUCAUGUCCCCUUUUGUCCGUCCACAACCAUCACCAGCAAAACCUCGAGGAGGACGUAAAGGUCCUAAGAAAGGCGACAAAACUAGAAAAAAGGAGAUCGUAGAUGAAGAUAUUGUGAAUAUACUACCGGAUUAUACUGAGAAUCUUUGGGCAUUUUUAUUCGCUGAGAAAUCUCUAAGAAAUACUGAAAGUAGCUGGUUGGUCGAGUUUGACACUUAUCAUAUUACAAGAGAAGAUCUUGCUAGUUUAGGUGAUGGAAAACAUCUGCAUGAUUAUUGGUUCAUGCCAUGGUUAUUUACGAAUCAUGUUUUAAUGUGGACUGAAAAGCCGCCUACAGUGGAGAAACUAAUCAGGCACUACAAAGAUAAAUACAUGGGAGAUAUUGAUGCUUGCAAGGAGAUUUAUCUCCCUAUAUGUGACCAUGUGUAUGAACACUGGUACUUGUGUAUUGUUAACGUUGUGGGAAAUGAAGCAUACUUGCUUGAUAGUUUCCCUCUAAAGGAUGAUACACCCCAUAAAGACAAUAUAAGAAAAAUAUUAUUAGCGUUGGAUGAAAUGUUACACCAUGAAACUUUUGGAACCAAAAGCGAAACAAUUAUACCAUCAUUCGUAACACUUGAAGUGAAGUCAUUAGCUGUCGAAAGACAACCCAAUGGUACAGAUUGUGGAGUACAUGUAAUCCAAUACAUGAGAUAUUGCCCAACAAAUCUUGCAGAUGUUACUUCCAAGACACAUGGUUUAGAGGCACGAAAAGAAAUAGCAAGCUGGUUGUUAUUGCAUAAGAAUAAUAAGAAGCGUGAGGAUAAUAUCUUUGGUGCUAUGAAUAUUGUCCGCAAUGAUCCGGAAUAUGCAGCUGAGCAAAGGAAGGCAUUGCGCGAUCUCAAAGCUAUGAAUAAAGCAGCUGGUUCGAUGUUUAAAUCAAUGAUUUAGGUUGAUUAUUUAUUUUGGCUUUGAUUACGAUAGUCAUAAAGGAUGCCAUUGAUGAAGUGAUUUGCCAUAAAGCUCACAGUGACGAAUUACCUUAACAUUCUAAGGGGUCAUUAGAAUGAAGGAUCCUAAAGUAA